This is a messenger RNA of Pseudozyma hubeiensis SY62, 1272 nucleotides long. RefSeq lists its product as hypothetical. The record is from RefSeq and is a predicted model, not a curated record. NCBI's taxonomy places the organism in Eukaryota, Fungi, Basidiomycota, Ustilaginomycetes, Ustilaginales, Ustilaginaceae. Bases 1 to 1272 code for a protein of 423 amino acids. The transcript has 2 exons.
AUGGUGACCGUGAUGGUGGUGUCCGCCAUGACGAUAACCGUCAUCAUCAUAGCCGUAAUCGCCGUAAUCGCCGUGCGAGUCGUGACGUGCUACGAGUUCCUCGAUUUCUUGACCGCCGCGCUCGGCGUCAAUCUCAUCCCGUCGAAACCAGGGUACGCAGUGGUUAUCAUGCACACUCCAGUAAGUUCCGUAUCGGCAAGUAUUGCGCUUGUUCUGGGUGUCGAAACCUGUCUUGGCAUCGACUGCAUGAGCGACGACGUCUCUAGAGAGGUCCGUGGUGGUAGCGCCCUGAAGAUCCUGCGAGGCCAUGUCACGAGUGGGCAGAACAGCAGCCCAGGAGCUGGGAGGGCCAACGCUGAGGAAGGCCAUGGCCGUAGCCAAGACGAGAAUGGAAGAGAUGCGAGUCAUGUCGAGAAGCCAGCCAUCGCGCUCAUUGGGCAAGAGUGCUACACCACACUCAUCUACAAUGUUGAUUUGAGCUCGAGCCACUGCGUCAAGUAUGCCAUCUCGAAGGCGCUCGGCUUGGGCAUCGUGGUGUUCGGAAGCAUUAUGAAGGUGCCUCAGAUUCUCAACAUCCUUAACGGUCGAAGCGCACGCGGUAUCUCUCUCUCGAUGUAUACCCUCGAAGUGGUGGCCUACACCAUCUCGCUCGCCUACGCCGUUCGGUCGCGCCUUCCGUUCUCCACGUACGGCGAGAACCUCAGCUUGACGCUGCAAAACAUGAUUAUCUUGCUGUUGGUGAUUGCAUACACUCCCAAUGCCAAAACAGGUCGUGUUGAUCCUUCGGCACGUUCCAACAGCAUCACGGUUGCAGCGGCGUUGAUGGGCAUCGGCUCGUUGGCACUGGCGACUCCCUCGGUGAUUCCGGCGUCUACCUUGACAUUCUUGCAGGCCUGCACGAUUCCGAUCUCGCUGGCAUCCAAAGUACCGCAGAUGGCCGAGCUGUACAAAGACAAGAGCCGUGGUCAGCUGAGCAGUAUCGUUGUGUUUGCCCAACUGCUCGGCACGAUUGCCAGGGUGUUCACCACAAUGACCGAGACCGAUGACAAGCUGCUGCUGUACGGAUUCGGUCUCGCGACGCUCUUCAACGCAGCGAUCGCAGCGCAGGUAGUAUACUACUGGAACGGAGACAAGGCGCUGGCAGAGCAGAAGAAGCGGGAUGGCGAGAAAAUUGGACUGCACACGACGUCGUCGGGCAUUGCUCCUUCAUUCGAGCCCUUCUCGGUCAGCACUCACGGUCCAUCCAAAAACAGCAGCAGGAAGAUCGACUGA